AUGCAUCGAAAUGUCAUCAAAAGAGGCUACAUUGCAAUGUUAGCUGUUGAUAAAAAAUACAGGAAAAGGAAGAUAGGUUCCAGACUGGUUCAAAAAGCAAUACAGGCAAUGAUAAAUGACAAUGCUGAUGAAGUUGUAUUGGAAACUGAAAUCACAAAUAAACCGGCUUUGAAAUUAUAUGAAAAUUUAGGCUUUGUGCGAGAUAAACGCUUAUUUCGAUAUUAUCUUAAUGGAGUAGAUGCAUUACGAUUGAAGUUAUGGCUAAGGUUCCCAUUCUCCUGGUGCUCUACAGUGUUCAGCACGAAACAUUUCUGCUGCCCUGAGAAGGAUGUAAUGAACCAUCAUAACAUCGGGUUCCUC
Molecule: messenger RNA, 360 nt
Organism: Iphiclides podalirius (scarce swallowtail)
Lineage: Eukaryota; Metazoa; Arthropoda; Insecta; Lepidoptera; Papilionidae
Source: the annotation of a GenBank genome assembly